Messenger RNA from Cyprinodon variegatus (sheepshead minnow), 2605 nucleotides. RefSeq names its product beta-1,3-glucosyltransferase-like (gene b3glcta). The transcript has 17 exons. Gene Ontology annotation, cellular component: membrane. Lineage: Eukaryota; Metazoa; Chordata; Actinopteri; Cyprinodontiformes; Cyprinodontidae. Gene Ontology annotation, molecular function: acetylglucosaminyltransferase activity. The record is from RefSeq and is a predicted model, not a curated record. Bases 1 to 2070 code for a protein of 689 amino acids.
AUGCACAAAGGGAUCCCCAAAGCAAAGGCACCUAGGAGAGGCAGACCCAGGAAAUCUGCCCCCCCACCAAGGGAAGAGGAGAGACCUGAGGAAAUCCCCCAGCAGCCGCAAUGCCAGGGUCCCCAGGAGCUGCAGGGACGAGUCCGCGCGCUCAGCCGACAGCCAGCCACGUCGAAGUGGAACCGACCAUGUGCACAGGGGGAUAACCUAAAAGCAGCAACAGACAGCAUGCUGUGGGUGUUCUCUGUGAUUGUCUCCUUCUGUCAGCUGAUCACAUCCCGCCAGCAGAGCGCGUCCCUGCGCCUUGGACAGAGGCUGGGGGAUGCCUUCCAGCUCAGCACAAACCCACUCCCCGUCCACCGUCAAAAACAGAAGACAAACAGCGGAACGAGAGCCGAGCGUAUUUCUCCAAGUGUUGGAGAAGUGCGGAGCCAUGAUCCGCCUCAACUUCCUGAAGAGUUUGGCUCCUCAGCGACCAUGCGGCUGAUCACAUCCCGCCAGCAGAGCGCGUCCCUGCGCCUUGGACAGAGGCUGGGGGAUGCCUUCCAGCUCAGCACAAACCCACUCCCCGUCCACCGUCAAAGUGUGACAGCGAAUAAGCCCUUUUUUUUCUUUAUUGGGAAAAGAAGCCCAGUGCCAGUAACCCCAUGCUCUGCGAGCUUUCUCCGCCGCCUACAGCAGUCACAGGACUCUCUCAGGAUGCUGUCUAGCAGCCCACUCAUCGCGCACAAAGUGAUUUUUCUCUGCUUCCUUUUCAUCUGUGUUUCUACUGGAUCAGCUGAACGACCACAGAAUCAUGAAGGCAUGCACGUCCCAAGCAGCAAUAAACUGGACCUUCGGGAGAUAGUGUUUGUUCUCCAGAGUCAAAGCAACUCAUUCCAUGUGAGGAAGGCAGAAAGGCAGAGGGCAGAUUUACUGAAGCAGGCGCAUGGUCUCACUGAGAAACCACCUGUGGUUUUGCUCCUACACACUUUAUCAGACAAUGAGGGUGAUUGGAGUAUACUUCCACUUCUGCCUUACUUUUCCCAGUCUUUUGGGAAAAACUCAUCCUGGAUUUUAUUUCUUGAGGAGGAAACAAAUGUGAAGAUGGUUACGCUUCUUCAAGCUCUGGCAAAAUUUCACAAGAGUAAGGAGUGGUUUCUCGGCAAGCCUCUCCAUGAUGAGGAAUCGACCAUUAUCCAUCACUAUGCCUUUGCAGAGAAUCCCUCAGUCUUUAAAUAUCCAGACUUUGCUGCUGCUUGGGCUUUAAGCAUGCCCCUGGUUGUUCGGCUUGCAAACAAAGUGAGAAAUGAGCCACUGAAAUCAGACUUCACUAUUGACCUAAAGCAUGAGAUCGCUUUGUAUAUCUGGGACAAUGGGAAGGGACCCCAUCUGACUGCUGUGCCUGAAUUCUGCACAGAGCUAGAGGGCUCUCCUCAUGCUCAGCAAUGUGCAACCACUUUAAGCAAAGACCUUCCACUGUGUGGGAAGCCUGUAAAUAAAGAAGACAUAUUUGUUGCUGUGAAAACCUGCAGAAAGUUUCACAGUGAAAGAGUUCCAGUGAUAAAGAAGACUUGGGAAAAGGAUGCCUUAUUUUUAGAGUACUACAGCGACCAUGCCGAGGCUUCCAUACCAACCAUUAAUUUAGGAGUGCCAAACACUGAGAGAGGUCACUGUGGGAAAACAUUUGCAAUCCUUCAAAGAUUCCUAAGCAGCGCUGUCCCUAACACCAAGUGGCUUGUUAUUGUGGAUGACGAUACACUCAUCAGCCUCCCUCGUCUACGAGUCUUGCUGAGCUGCUACGACCCCUCUGUGCCUGUGUGCCUCGGAGAGAGAUACGGCUAUGGAUUGAGCCAAGGUGGUUAUAGUUACAUCACAGGAGGUGGAGGUAUGAAUAUAACUGGAUUUCUUAUUUGCUUUCAGGCACGCCCAGAGGACUAUGCUAAAGACCUCUUAGCUCACCAGGUCCCCAUCUCCUUCCAUAAACACUGGAACAUUGACCCUGUGGCUGUUUUCAAUAAGUGGUUAAGGGAUGACUGGAGGACAAAUACUUCAGACAAACAUGAUGACAGGAUUAAAACAGAAUUAUGAUUAGAAAAUAACUCAACUGUGGUGAUGUUUAUGCAUACACUGAAUGUCUUUGUUUACAAAGGAACAUGGUUUCACUCCACAGAUGUAAAUAUUUUCUAUUGUUACUGUUUAAAUAUGAUUAUUAAGAGAAAGUGUGUGUGCGUGCGUGUGUGUGUGUCUUCAGGUCUGGGUCUGCAUGUUAAGGUUAUGUUUCAUUUAUAAAUAACUGUAUAUUUAUAUAAUUUGAUCCUUGUAAACACAUCACACUGUUCAUAGUUUUUUUUUUCUCCACAAGAUGCUGAUAUCUUGAAAAAAAAAAAAAAGAAAUUCUUUGAAAAAUGAUCAAUGAUGCUGUACAAUAUUGUCAAUUUCAACAUAAAGGUAUUCAUACUUUAACAUGUUUGAUUCUCAGUUUCGCCAGAGGCUUUUUUAAUGGAGUUUAGUGACUGUUUUAACAUCAAAGUCGGUUACAGUUAAUGUGUUACUAAGGAGUAGGCGAGGGUUAAAGAACAACUGUCCCAAAGUUUUGUAGGACCACUGGUGUUUACAUCAGAAU